AUGGCAGAUCCGGAAGAAGAAGCAUGCUCUAUUUCGCCAAUCGCUAUCGAUGAUGAUACAGAUAUAGCAAAUUUUGUUUCUAGAUUAUCUAUAGAGCACAAUAUUCCUUGGAUUGAAAAAAAACUCAAAUUAUGGAUUGAAGAUGCUUCAGAUGCAUUAGAUUUUGAAUAUAUUCUUUAUUGCCUAUUUAAAACUCACAAAUUUAGUUUAAACAAAUCUGUUCGAACAUGUAUCCAGAAUUCUCUUUUAGCUUUAUAUAAAAAGGAUCCAGAAAAAUACAUAGUUCUCUUUACCAAUGAACUCAAUGAUGUAGUUGCUGAUAUAAGUAUAAAAAAUAUUUCAAUGCAUUCUGUUUUUAUACUUCUUAAAUGGACUAACUGUUUCAUUUUAAAUAUUUCAAUUAAUGUUACAUUAGCACAGAAGCAUCUUCCAGGACUUAUAUUAAAUCAGUCAACUUUACUUGAAUUAUAUCUAUCUUCUUCUGCUAAAGAAAAUACUAAAUCUAUAUCUUUGCGUUCUGUUCAAAAAACACUUGAAAACGUUCUUGUAAAAAUAUCUAAUGAAAAUGCAUUUUUGAACUUAAAUAUAUAUAUAGAAGAGCUUAUAAAAGUGGAAAAAAAGGCAAAUUGUACCCAAAACACAAUUCUACUUGGUAUGAUUGCAAAAGUGGUAUUUUAUUCACAGUCUAAUGAAGAAAAUGAAAUUAUAAUGAAAAAAAAGGAUAAAAUUAUCGACUAUUAUAUACAAAAUAUCCUUAAAUCUAAAAUACCACUUUCUAAAAUAGUAAUUGCAGGAUUGAACGAUUUUUUUACGUAUUUUGUUACUUUUGAAGAUUUUGAGUUUAAAAUUAUGUUAAGUCUUGAAAAAGCUUUAUUAAGAGCACCAGAAAUUAUUUUAAAUGGAAUUUUAAAGGAACUAAUAGUCUCAUUAUCUCCUACAAUUGAUUUAAGUAAACCUAUAUAUGAAAAACUUUUCAUUCCAAUUUUAAAUGCAUUAAAAUCUUCUAAUCCAGAUGUUUGCAAAAAUUCUUUAGAAACAUUUGAAUGGAUUAUUAAAAGAUGUACUAAUCAUGAUUAUAUACAGUUUAUAAUGGAGAAAAUUGUAUUUGUAUUAGAUUCAGGAGCUCUUUUUUCUCUUAAUCAUAAAUUGUUACAUAUUAAAUCUUUAACAUAUCUUCCAAAAUCACUCAAAUUGUCUAAAUUAAUCUUAUCAUUUCUAAUACCUUAUAUUUAUAGAGAAACAAAUGAAAACAUUUCUAUUGCAUUAGUUGAAUCCUUUUUUUCAUAUUUUACAUAUAUUAUUAGUAUAACAAAUGAAAUCUCUGAUGAUUAUAUAAAAUUAAUUAAAAAUGGGCUUAUAGAAAUGGUUAGCGCAGUAAGAAGAACAUGGUUUAAUGAAUUUGGUAAUAUUAUUUGGAAUCAUAGAUAUAAUCUUAGCAAACAAAUAAUAUAUCUAGUGAAAACAGUACUAAAUUUGUUGUGGGAAAUAUACAAAAAUAUUUUAGUUAAUCCUUUACAAUGCAUUCAGAAUAAAACUACUAUCGAAGGUUACCUAUGUACAGUUAUUUUUAUUAAUAUUAUAUACAAUUGGAAAAACGAAAACAUUGCUAACAAUGAUGAUUUAUUGUCUAUAAAAUCAUUAUUAGAAAAACAUUUACUAUCAUUUGAAAGUACUCCUUAUUUUGUUUUUUGGGAUAAAAUUUAUAGCAAAAAUUUCCAUAAAGAUGACAAAAUAUGGUUUAUACGUUCUCUUAAAAUAAUAGCAGAGUAUAUUCCAGAACAUCAAUUUGAAAAAAUUGGAUUUUUAUGGGCUGAAGCAUCAUUCUCAUUAGUACUGUCAAAUAUGUUGCAUGAUUAUUCAAUCGUUUCUACCACAUGUGAAAUGAUAAAACAUUGCUAUUUAAAAUCUAGAGAACAUAUUUUGGAUAUUUUUUUAUCUGAAAUUUGGAAACGAAUUAAACAAUUAGAAAUAUCUUAUACACAGACGGAAAAAGAUGUUGCGAUGAUUAAUAGUAUAUGUUAUCUAAUUAAUGCAAUUUCUCCGAACAAUCACGAGUUUUUGUCAAAAAAUGAAAAAGAAGAUACAGAAAGACAAUUAAUAAAAACAGUUAUACUAUAUCAUCAUCCAUUAUUAAGAAAUAAAUUGAAUUGGAUUAAACUUUGUAAAAAAUUUAAAAUAGAUCCAUAUAUAUUAGUAACCAGUCAUUCUCAGGAACUAGCCAAUACUAUUAAAAGUUUACUUCAGAAUAAUAUCGUAAACGAAAGCAAAUUAACAUUGCUAGCUAUUAAAUUAUCUAUAUCUACUUUAACGUCAUUAGACCAAAUAAUAAUCGUUCCUUUAUUUGUCGAAAUGUUUUUAAAAUAUCUUUCUCAUUUACAAUUCGAAAAUAUUUCUGAAAAAGAUAUUUCUAUUUGGAAAGAUAAAACAAAUGAAAAAGCAGUAGAAACUAGUUUUAAAGUUGAUUGCAAUAAUUUUAUUAGAAAAAAUAUACAACAGAAGAAUAAAUUAAAUAAAAACAAACUGGUGGAAGAAAGUCAAACACUAUUAAAUGAACAAUUAGAAGAGGCAAUCAGUUCUAAAAUUUUAAAUUUAAAGUCACAAAUUAUAUCUGGUCUUAUUAUAAUUCAAGGACUUACAUUAGCAACUCAAAAAAAUCGAAGUUUAUGGUAUUCAUAUGCUAUUCACGCUUUAUUAUCAAUAGAAUUAUUAGAAAAAGGCCCUUUAAUUGUUCAUGAACUUAUAGUUCAAACAUAUCUGGAUUGUGCCAAUUGUGUAUCAGUGAAAAAUAUUAAUAUAAUGAUUGGAAUCGCAACAUUAAGAAUAUUUAAUGUUAAAUAUAUACAACUUAACUUUACCGAAGAACCUUUGCAAAAACUAGUAAUAAGAUUAUUAUCUCAAUUAAAUUCUUCUGUAAAACAACGUUCUUUAGAUGAGAUAUCUUUUAUUUAUAUAUUACCUUUUUUAAUUCAAGUAAUAAAAAAAAAAGGAGUAGGAACUGAUGAUCCUGAGGAAUGUGAUAAACAAGUUAUGCUAGCACUUAAUAUAUUUUCUUUACAUAUAGAUUUUUGCAAAUCAUCUAUUUCAAGAGUAGAAACUAUUCAAGCAUUAUUGAAUAUUUUAUAUUAUUUUCCAAAUCAUUUUGACCAAGCUAAAGAUUGUCUUAUUUUAUUAUGUAAAAUAAUCAAAAAUAAUGUGACGAAAGAAGAAAUAUCAGAACUUAUAAAGGAAUCUAUUUCACCAAAAUUUCAAAUUCGAAAUGUAGUUCUUCAAGCCAUAGAGCCACUAGAUUUAUCUAAAUAUGAUUUUUUUUACGAAUUAUAUCUUACAAUUUACGACAAGAAUGAAACAAAUGCUUUGAUGUCUUUAGAAAUUAUGAAAAAAAAUAAUCUUCUAAUAACAUGUAUUGAAAAAAAUGUUCUUAUAAAUUAUCUUUGCAAUGACCAGUACUAUAUUAGGGAGUGCGCAGCUAAAGCAAUUUUAUCAUAUGUCAAAAAGUAUCCACAUGAAGUAGAGAAAAUAGUAUUAACAUUAAUUGAACUUUAUAAAAAAAAGUCUAAGCUACAGACAUUAGAACAUGAUGACUUUAAUAUCAUAAUUCCAAAAUCAUCAAAUAAAAAAGAUAUGUGGGAAAUCAGAUGUUCUAUAGCACUAUCACUAUCUUAUUUAAUACCUUAUUUCACACCAUCUUUAAUUCCUUUCUUUCUAAAAUUUUUAAUUGGAACAUCUAAUGAAUAUAUUCCUUUAAAUGAUGAUUCUUCAGAAGUACGUCAAAAAAUGUUGGAAAAUGGUUUAAGUGUUAUUUCCCACUACGGCGAUUCUCAUGUUGAAGAACUUUUUAAAAUUCUUGAUAAUUAUUUAACAUCUUCAGAUGAGUUUCAGAAAAACGAAAUAAAUGAGAGAGUAAUUAUACUUUAUAGCACAAUAACAAGUCAUUUAAAUAUAGAUGAUCAAAGAGUUCAUAUAGCAAUAGGGAAACUUAUGAAUAUACUUAAAAGUCCAUCUGAAGAUAUUCAAAUAGCUAUAGCAAAAUGUUUUUCUUUAUUAAUUAAAUUUUCUUUAAAGAAAAUUCCCAAUUACAUAGAAAGGUUGAAAGAGGAGCUUUUUACAUUUGAAAAAUAUGCUGAAAGAAAAGGUGCUGCUUAUGGUUUAGCAGGAAUUAUUAAAGGUGGCGGUAUAGAAUUGCUUGAAAAAUAUGAAAUUAUAGAAACACUUAAAAGUGCAAUUACCAAUAAGAAAGACCAAAAAUAUAGACAAGGGGCACUUUUUGCUAUUGAAUCAUUUUCACAGAUUCUUGAAGAAGCUUUUGAACCUUAUAUUAUUGAGAUGAUUCCUUAUUUAUUAACUACGUUUGGAGAUCCUAUAUUAGAUGUUAGAGAAAGUACUACAGAUGCAGCGAAAACAGUUAUGGGCAAAAUUAGCAAAAAUGGAAUAAAGUUAAUAUUACCAUCAUUAUUAUCAGGGCUAAAUGACAAUAAUUGGCGUACUAAAAAAGGUUCUAUUGAUUUUCUUGGUGCUAUGGCAUACUGUGCACCUUAUCAAUUGUUUUCAUCUUUACCUAUAAUUAUACCUCGUUUAACUGAAAUGAUUAAUGAUUCUCAUUUACAAGUACGUUUAGCAGGGAAUGAAAGUCUUUUAAAAUUUGGGAAGACAAUUAAUAAUUUAGAAAUUCAAAAACUAGUUCCUGCUUUACUAAAAGCAUUAAGUCAUCCGAAUACGCAUACAGAACCUGCUCUUGAUUCAUUACUCAAAUUCCCAUUUACAUAUCAUAUUGAUGCUGCUUCACUUGCUAUAAUUAUGCCGGUUUUAGAACAAGGAUUAAAAGAACGUUCAGUGAUUUUAAAAAAAAAAUCUGUUAAAAUUGUAGAAAAAAUAUCAUGUUUUGCAGAAGCAAAUGACCUUAUUCCAUAUCUUGAUAAUAUACUUCUUAGUUUACGGAAGAUUCUUAUAGAUCCAGUCCCAACAACUAGAGAAACAUCAGCAAAAGCUUUAGGAAUAUUAGUUAAGAAUCUAGGAGAAACAAAUUUCCCCCACUUAAUACCUGAUCUAUUAUCAACAUUAAAAAAAGAUAUUAGCUCAAUAGAUCGUCACGGAUCUGCUCAAGGGAUUUCUGAAAUACUUUCAAGACUUAAUAUUCAAUACUUAGAAAAUAUACUUCCUGAAAUUCUUGAAAAUGCUUUAAGUCCAGUAUCAUAUAUUAAAGAAGGGUACAUAGCUUUAUUUAUUUACCUUCCUCAAGCAUUUGGACCGAGAUUUCAACCAUAUAUAGGAAAAAUUAUAUCACCAAUUCUUUUAGGAUUAGCAAGUGAUUUAGAAUCUGUUCGCGAAGUUUCUUUAUCUUCAGGGAAAGUUAUUAUCAAUAAUUAUGCAGCAAAAGCAGUAGAUCUUUUAUUACCUGAGUUACAGAAUGGAAUAUUUAACGAAAAUUGGAGAAUUAGACUGGGUUCUAUACAAUUGAUGGGUGACCUUCUUUUUCAUAUCACUGGGAUAUCUGGCAGAACACAUCUAGAAGGAAAUACCAAUAAUCUCCAAUCUUAUAAAAAUAUUCUCUUAGAUAUUUUAGGUCAAGAAAAAAGAGAUUAUAUUUUAGCAUCUCUUUACGUUAUAAGACAAGACGUUGUUGAACAAGUUCAAUUUUCUGCUUUUAAUGUUUGGAAAACUUUAGUUACAAACACCUCUAAAACUAUAAAAGAAAUUUUACCUGUUAUAAUCAAUAUGAUUAUAUAUUCUCCUAUAGCUUCAAGCAAAGUACAUGAUUCUGUGUUUGUAAAGACUCUUGGAGACCUAGUGAAAAAAUUAGGAGAAGAUAUGAUGCCUCAUUUGUUACUACCUCUUCAAGAAGGUAUGAAUUAUAGUGAAUCUACUGCAAAAGUUCGAAUAUGUGUUGCGUUAACUGAAAUUAUUCGAAACUCAGAUAUUGGAACAUUAGAGCCAUACAAAAAUGGUCUAAUUAAAACUAUUCAACAUGGUUUUAUGGAUGUUGAAGAAGUUAGAAAAGCAAUUGCACAAAUGUUUAAUAUUAUGUGUGAACUCUAUGGAAACACUGUUAUCAAUCAAAUUUUACCAAAUCUUCUUGAAUCACUUCAUUCAAACAAGAAUGCAGAAAAUGCAUUAGAGGCAUUAAAAGAACUUAUUUUUGUACGUUCUCAAAAUAUUUUACCAAUAUUAAUACCAAAAAUCACAAAAGUUCCACUUUCAAUUAUAAAUGCAAGAAUUAUAAGCUCAUUUGCGGAGGUUUCUGAUCCUAAUUUCAAAUAUUAUCUUUCUACAAUAAUUAAUGCUCUUAUUGAUACAUUAAUAUUUGAUAUCGAUGAAAGUACUGAAUUAGAAAUUAAAAAUGCUAUAAAUAAUGUACUUCUUUCAAUUGAUGAUAACGAAGGUAUAAAUAUAUUAAUUCCAAUAAUGUUUGGAUUAGUGAAGCAUGAGAAUUGGAAAAAACAAGUUUUAGCAUGUCAACAUAUGGUUUAUUUUUUUGAAUCUACAAAACAAGAUUAUUCUAAAUAUUUUGAAGAAUGCAUAUAUACUUUUCUUUCACUUUUUAACGAUAAAAAUGAAGAGGUCGUAAAAUCUGCAUGGAAAGCACAAAAUGCUUUUAUUAUGGCAUUAAAAAAAGAAGAUAUGGAGACUCUUGUUGGUCCUGCACAAAAAAUACUUCAUAAUAUUGGAAUGCUAGGAAAUGAAUUAAAAGCAUUUGAAUUACCUAAAGGAAUUAAUGCAAUAUUGCCUAUAUUUAUGCAUGGAAUUAUAUAUGGAGAUGCUAAUAAUAAAGAGUUAGCUGCUAUGGGAAUUUCUGAUAUUAUUGAACGCACAAGUUCUAGUAGACUUGAUCCUUUUGUAAUGCAAAUAACAGGACCUCUUAUUAGAACUAUAGGAGAACGAUAUUCAACUCAAGUCAAAUUAACUGUUUUACAUACUCUUGAUCUUCUAUUGAAAAAAGUACCACUACUUUUAAAACCCUUUUUUCCUCAAUUGCAAAGAACUUUUUUAAAAUGUCUUUUAGAUCCAACAUCUCAUCAAUUAAGAUUAAAAGCAGUCUCUGUAUUAAAAGGACUAAUUGUACUCCUUCCUAGAUUAGAACCAUUACUUAACGAACUGUCUAUAGGAUCAAAGAGUAUAAAUAGUGGUGUUAAAUAUGUUAUGAUUAAAUCACUUUUUAAUGUUGUAUCGAGUUCGAAUUUCACUAUAAAUGAAACAUCAAAGGGUAUAAUAUAUACAUUAAUUGAGGAUAAUACAGAUAUAAAUGAUUUUCAAAUACUUGCAUAUAUUGGAAAAUUUUCUACAAUUUUAUUUAAAUAUUUUGACAAAAAUAACGCUUUAAGUUUUCUAUGUUCGAAAAUUUUCGUUUCAGAUCAUAGUAACUAUUCAAUUCUUACACUUAAUGCUAUUUUGGUAGAUUGUUCUGAGUAUUUAAUAGAGCUAGAUUGUUCACUCAAAAUUGUUCAUUCUAUAAUCAGCGGAUGUCUGAGUAAUAGACCAUAUAUUAUCAGUAAUGGGGUUUUGGCUGCUGGGAAAUUCUUAUUAGAUAGUAAUUUCAACACAAAUUCAGAUCAUACAACACUCAUCAUUGAAACUCUUAUCAAUUGCAUCAAAAAUCCAAAAAUCAUACCUGAUGCAAACAGAUUAAUUUUAACUGUUAUUUCUGCAACGAGCAAAAAAUAUCAUCAUAUAAUGCAACCACACUUUAAUAUCAUUAUUCCUGCCGUUUUUAACAAUGUUCAUCAUGUUUUAACACCUAUUCAGCUCGCUGCUGAAUCUGCAUACAUUUCUUUAUUUAAAAUUACUCCACACAAUCGCAUUCUCUUUAACAAAUACAUUGCAACACUCGAUUCAACUCAAGCUAAAGCUAUGGCUGCUUAUCAUAAACGUAUGAUGGCCAAAACUGCUACUACUCAUGAACUCCAAAAUAACGUAGUCUUACAUUCGGAUGAAGAUUACAUAGAAAUCACUUCAAUCGGCUUAUCAUCCACUUCUGACAACAACUAG
Molecule: messenger RNA, 7980 nt
Organism: Pneumocystis jirovecii RU7
Lineage: Eukaryota; Fungi; Ascomycota; Pneumocystomycetes; Pneumocystales; Pneumocystaceae
Exons: 22
Coding region: 1-7980 (2659 amino acids)
Biological process (GO): cellular response to amino acid starvation; regulation of translation
Cellular component (GO): cytosol
Molecular function (GO): protein kinase regulator activity
Source: RefSeq, a predicted model, not a curated record